GUUUGGGAAUUUUGUUGGAGACACUGUGCUCCUGUACUUUCAGUUUGGAGACUUGCUCACGCUAACAUUCAGAUCUUCUUGGAUGGGAAGUUUGAUAAAAGAUUCAGACAGUGCUUCAUGCAGCUUUUUGCUCUUAGAUUACAUCAUCCGUUUGCUAAAAGCAGAGGGAUCAGCGAAGCUCCAUGUGGAGGCCAAAUCUGCCACAAACCAACAGAUCACAGAGCAGACAUCAGGAGGUGGGCGUUCGAGUUCACCAGCCUGGUGAUGUCACUGAAAACAGAUAACGCCAUUGGCUGGGAAACAGCGAGGAUUGGCUGUCAUAAGAUGGGCAGAUACAUUCACAAAAGGAGCUUCUGUCGAUUGAUAGUUAUGAUUUUGACCACAAUUACACACGGCCUGUUGCACGAGGUCAAUUUUAUUUUCCAUCUGAGAAAUAAAUUUAAACUUAUGAAAAAACACACAACAGAAGAUGUUGUUUUCUUUCUUUUCCAAAGUUUAGUUUCAAUGUGAAGAUGUUAACCUGAGAUGUUGUUUUGGUCAACAUUAUUAAAUAAAAUCAGUGAGUUUCUGAUACUUCUAGCCCAUGACUAUAGGAGGUAAAGAAGUUUCAGACUUCACAGAAAAGGUAAUUGUUUAAACUCUACUGGGUCUCAGGACUAUCUCACAAUGGUGAAACCUGGAAAUUAGAUUGUGCAAAGGGAAAUGAGUUGUGUAAUUGUAAGCAGACUGUCUGUUUCAGGCUGCUGUGUAUUUAUUUGGUUCCUUCCUUUAAUUUGGUGCAUCAGUGGUUCACUGGCAGAACAAGUUUCAACAGUUUAGAUAACACUCAAACAAAAGCUCUCUUCAAAUAAACUCCCUCGAGUUCAAGUUUGGUGUGAAAUAAAUGUAUCAAAUGUUGGCACCAAGAAAAAGUAUUGCUGAUAUCAAUCUGGACUUGGCUUUUCAUGUGAGUUUCUGGAUUACAACACAAUGUAUAGAGUUAUGAUGUAUAGAACAACAACAUCCUGUUCCCCCUUCUGUUGAAAUGCUGAUAGAGAAUAUAAAAACACUUCUGUUAAAUGUUAAUCAAGCCAUAAUUUUCAUGAGUGACCAUUGUCGGCAUUGAAUAAAAAAUGAUAACAGGCAGAAGUUGACCUAUUUCCCUGAUUCAACAGAAAAGCCUCUACAAGCAGUAUUUAAAUGGUGUCUAACUAAUCAAUGAAUAUCAAGACUUUUAAGAUGAUUGACAAGGCCGUGAUUCUGUCCAAGCUGGGGAAAAACUGAGAUUUAGAUGUUUAAACUGCAAAAUCUAUAAAAGGGAUCAUAUUUAUUAAGAUAUCGACAAUUUAUGUUAUCAUGUAUUUUGAUUUUUUAAACAGUUAUAAAGCAGCAUUUAAUGUUUCAUCAUGAAAAAUAGAUAGAUAGAUAGAUAGAUAGAUAGACUGUUAUUGUCCCCCUUUAAUAAUGUUACUCUGAUUGUUUUGGGACUCUUAAACUCCAUAGUUCAAAUGCCUGGACUGCAUUUUGUUAAUAAUUACAGAAGACAAAUUAUAAUGUGCCAAAUUGACAUGACAUCUUAAAUGAAAUAAAAUCCCAAAGAUGCUCCAAGUGAGAGUAGGAGGUGUUUUCUUCCAAGACUGACUUAAUUAUAAGUCUUUCCUCAGUCUUAGAUGGACAAAAGCAGUCGUGAUUGUAUUUGUGCAAACCUCGAGAUCAUUUCAUAAUGAGAUUUUGAGAUACUAAGACAGUAAUAACAUGCAUCCAUGAGCUCUGCAGCAGCUUUCAUCUGUUCAAACAUCUCUGGAACAACUCACACAUCAAAGAUCGACGCUUAUUGUUUUUCUUCCCUGAGACGGGAAAGUUUGACUAACCAACCUGAUAGAGACAUUUUGGCUUGUCCUUUCGCUCAAUGGCUCACAUUCUUCACAUUCCAGCUUAGUGACACGGAUAUGAUGAUACACACAUACACACACUCGCACACACACACACACACUCACAAAUGUACAGGGUUAAAUUCAGCCAUCUACUUAAACUCAACUGACUGCAAAACUGAAAUGUUUAUAGGAUGCCUCAGUAUUAAUAGAAAUGUACAUUUUUGAACUAUAAAGGAGCUCAGUGACCAUAAAACACCAAAGUAUCACUCAUCUUUAGCUGGACUGAAGAGCUGUUCUGCUCUGAUUUAGCCUUUAAAAUUUCAGAGUCAAGAAUAUUCAAGAGGGAAACUGAAUGUGUGAUUACUCUGAUCAUGCUGUGACACGUGUUUGCUUUCCUUCACAUACUACAGGGAUGUAAAUCCAAAAAUUUUGAGUGUUGAAGUGAAUAAAUAUUGAAAAGAGGCUGAGUUGUCUGGAAAAAGAGACUGUUUAGAAAUAAGGAUUGAAAUUUUAUUUUAUAUGCAUAUUUAUUUUGGGGGAAAGUAAUCUGGAAAUAUGUAUAGUAUGUGAAAUAAUGCCAAAAUUAGAAUAUUUCCUUGUUAAAUGUAUGCUUGACUUAAAUCAACACUUGUAGGGCUGAUGCAGAAUGGCCAAAAAGUGCUUGUAUGACACAGUGAUCAAAGUUAGCUGGUUCAGCGAUUAAAUAAAACAGGAAAAAACUGUUGACUACCUCCCCAAAACCAACAAAAUUCACUAAAUCCAGACUCAAAUGUAGGAGAAAUUAUAUUUACAUGCAGCAGAAAUGAACCCACAGCAAUUAUGUCCAGUGUUAAUACACGAGCACACGAGCUCUCCCUCGUCACUGACCUGCCUCUCUGCUCCUAUGUUGGGCAUGGCUAGAGGCCGCAGACACAUCAUCAGCUGCUGUAGUUUCAUCUACUGUAUCAGUGCUUCUACAUACAGCACAUAUGUGUGAGGAAGUGAGAUGCAGGGAGCUGGAGUGCUCUGCCGUGGACUCGGUGCCCCGGCAGUACAGUGUCCAUGUUGGUGUGGGAGCCUGAGGCCUGCUCCCAUACAUCCCCGCUCUGGCCCUGUUGAUCCUAUUGUCUCCUGCGUCACUACACGUCGCCCGGCAAAUAAAGGCCGUCUGGCUCCAAGCUUAAAUAUUGCAGCAAACUAAAAACCAACCAUCAGAGCCGAUUCAUUCACAUCUGCUCAGUGGGGCGACAAGGACGGGGCUUUAGGUGGGAAAGAGGGCAGAAAAAAGUUCACUUUUCCCUGCCGGGUGCCAAGAGAACGGGACAGGACUCAACUUCACCGGAGCCGCAGCUGUGGCAAGUUGCCCAUUUGAUUACUUUUAACUGAAAUCAUAUUUUGCAAAUAAGGAGACGGAUUUUUAGAUUUUAACCUUUUUUUAUUGGUUUGUGUGCAAACGUUUUUUUUUUUAUAUGGAGCUAGAGCAGGAGAUUUCUGGUUUAAAUCAAAGUUUAUGAGCACACAGAGCUACUGUGGUCUUAGUGCAAAGUCAAAUCAGUACUUUAGUUUGCAUUUUGAUCAGGAAUUUAAUUUUAUAUCUUCGUUUUCGUUGUGAGUAAAACCAGUGGGCUCAAACACGUCUCAUUAGAAGUUUUAAAAUCUCACAGUUUCUGCUUUUAGUAAAACAUGACAGCAUGAAAUGAUGGUUUAGGUUUUCUUUUUUUUAAACAAGUUUGUAAGUUUUCCUCUUUUACAUUUCUUACUUUCCCCUCUGCUCCCCUCCCCUCGUCUGCCCUGCCUACCCCACCCUUAUCUUCUGCACCCUCUGCGUCCCUUCCUACCCCACCCUUCUUUAUUGCAGUGCUACGGACCGAUCAUGGGUGACUGGAGCUUUCUGGGUAAUAUUUUAGAGGAAGUUAACGAGCACUCUACGGUGAUCGGCCGGGUGUGGCUCACGGUGCUCUUCAUCUUCCGUAUCCUCAUCCUGGGCACUGCGGCGGAGUUCGUUUGGGGCGAUGAGCAGUCCGACUAUGUCUGCAACACCCAACAGCCCGGUUGUGAGAAUGUGUGCUACGACGAGGCCUUCCCCAUCUCCCACAUUCGCCUUUGGGUGCUGCAGAUCAUCUUCGUGUCCACGCCAUCUCUGGUAUACGUGGGCCAUGCUGUGCACCACGUCCACAUGGAGGAAAAACGCAAGGAGCGUGAGGAGGCAGAACUGAGCCGGCAGCAGGAGCUGAGUGAGGAGCGACUCCCUCUGGCACCAGACCAGGGAAGCGUCCGCACCACAAAGGAGACCAGCACAAAGGGCAGCAAGAAGUUCAGACUAGAGGGCACCCUCCUGAGGACCUACAUCUGCCACAUCAUCUUCAAGACACUUUUCGAGGUGGGCUUUGUGGUGGGCCAGUACUUCCUGUAUGGCUUCCGUAUCCUGCCGCUGUACAAGUGCAGCCGCUGGCCCUGCCCCAACACUGUGGACUGUUUUGUGUCUCGCCCCACGGAAAAGACUGUCUUCAUCAUCUUCAUGUUAGCUGUGGCCUGUGUCUCACUCUUCCUCAACUUUGUGGAGAUCAGCCACCUGGGCCUGAAGAAGAUUCGCUUUGUCUUUCGCAAGCCGGCCCCGGCCCCAGCCCAAGGCGAGGGCUCAGCUCCUCUGCCGCUACAAGGGAAGGGCCUGCCCCCCCUGGCUGUGCCCUCCCUGCAGAGAGCGAAAGGUUACCGGCUGCUGGAGGAGGAGAAGGCUCCCCCCAUAACUCACCUCUACCCACUGACUGAGGUUGGCAUGGAGGCCGGUAGAGGUACCCCACCUUUCCAGGGGCUGGAGGAGAAGGCGGAAGAGGUGCUCCCCAUGGAGGGCAUCCCUAAGGUGUAUGAUGAGGCUCUGCCCUCCUACACCCAGACCACUGAGACAGGGGGGGUGACAUUACACAAGGAGGAGACCAAGCAGGUGCAGCAGCCAGCUGAGGCAGAAGCAGAGAAAGUGGAGGAGGUUGUGGAUGAGGAUGUGGAGGUAGAGGAGGCUGUGAUCGGGGAGGGCGUAACUGCAGCAGACGCAGGGAUGGAGGCCACGGAUACGAUAGAAGACACCAGACCGCUGAGCCGAUUGAGCAAGGCCAGCAGUAGGGCCAGGUCAGACGAUCUCACCGUAUGAACCUGUGAGGAGAAGCACACAAACACCUGCAGUCAGCUAUUGUUAGACAAAAGAGAGAGAGAGCACACACACACACACACACACACACACACACACACACACACACACACACACACACACACACACACACACACACACACACACACACACACACACACACACAAACACACAUAUUUCAAGACAAUGCACACUCUUGAACAGGCAGGUCAGAAAAUCAAAGUAAGCAGGGAGAGAUUAAACACUUGAGAACACAGGCCACAACUCAAAUUGACUUCUUACUCAAAACUGUGUGUUUGUGAUAAAAAAUAAAAAUAUGAAAAGUAGAGGUUAAAGACAGGAGGAGUAGGUUUUUUAUUAAGAGUGUUCUUAUAUUUAAAAAAUGUGGAAGGGACACAUGCAGGGGGAAAUGUUUUUACUUGAUGAAAAUCAAUGUUCAAUUUUUAGAAACAUCUUUUUCUAUUGAAAGAGUUUUAAUCAUUAUACACUGGAGGGUUAGACAUUUUUACGUGGGGUUUGAGUAGAUAGGGAAAGAGAGUUAGGGUAUACUUGUGUGUCUGCACAUCAGUCAUUUCACUGUAGUUAGGCACUGACUUUCACUCCCUGAUGAACAGCGACAUAUUGCAUUUGCAGCAUGUAGCCGCACAUAGCAAGGCUGAGAGGGCUCUUGCACAAACACACACACACACACACACACGAAACGUAAAAUCAAGUGCCGCUACAUUUAAAGGUAAAGAGCUCUUUGAAAGGGAGGAAUAAAGCCCAGUUUCAUGUUGAGACGAGCGUAUCUUUAUUUUUUUGCACAUUCAGAGAUUUAGACCCGUGCAAUGCCUUAAACCCCACUAACACCUCAUCCACGCAUCCAUUUAGCCAAGAUUCGUUUGCAUUGAGAGAUGUGCAUCAAUAUCAGAGCAUUUCUCUCCUUUUCAUGUUUGUACCAUGUAGCACAGCCAGAGCUGAGACAGUGAGGAAAAACAGACAAAAAAAAAGAAAAAAAAGACCACAUGUUGAAUGUCUUUUUCAAUGUGAUUCUUCUUUUCUUCAUUUUAGAUUUGCUUGUGUUUUGUGGCCUCUAAGUGAAAUUGUGUAGUCUGACAUAAGUUGUCCAUGGAAGAGAGCAGGGCUCAUUUGGCCCUACUGGAGAAUGAGCUAUAGUAGCGACCUCAGGCCAAAUCCUCUCUUUUCGUGCUGUACAAACAUGCGUCCGGGCGAUAAAGAUCGUGCACCAUCAGCACAAGUAUUGUUGGAGGCGAGACAAUAAAAGAAACCACACUCAUCAAUGAAAACAAGCAUCCUUGACCUGGCUGCGAAAAAAUCUUUCAACUUGAAUUUGUGAGAGCAUAGUGGUUCCUCAACGGGCAACAAAACACAAUGCUCAUGACAGCCUUUGAAUUCAGAGUGAAACAAACAAAAAGGGGCAGUUCCUGUUGUAUAUAAUGCCCCGAAUCAUGUCUGAUAGUGUACAUAAUGUGCAGUUUUUGGUUAUUUCAUUGUCUGCAAGAAUCACACACAUUAUUGUUGUGAUUAACUAUUGGUUCAACUCACAAGCCCGACAGAAAAAAACAAAAAACAAAAAAAAACUAAUGACGCUUUCAGUCAGAGAACUUCAACAUUUCCUUUCAGAACUUUUGCAGCUACUCUAACACAAAGUGCUUCUUGUCUUAAAUCAUGCCUUAGAUUUACCAGCAACCUUCUUCUCACCUUCUCCGGCUUUGUCGAUUCAAAUGACUGUGUGAAUUUCUGUGCCUUAUCUGUAAAUGUAAAUUCUCAAGAUUGUUUCAAGAUUGUAGCAAAUGCUUGUAUUUCUCUGGGACCUGCAUGAACUUGAUCUUCAAUUAACACUUAAAAAAAAAAAAAAAAAAAAAAAAAAAAUCAGAGUCUCAUUUAUAUGUGUGACCUUUAACAAACACUCAUUCAACAUGUUUUGGCCAAAAGGUAAUAAAUAAAACUUUAUUCUUCAAGUGUAAUCAUGAUGUUUGAAUAUUAAACAGAUCAGGAUGUUAAGUUGCAUGUUUGCAGACAUGAACUCACCCACAUAGUGCAGAGCAUAAGCAUAUAUAUGAGCCUAUAUGUGCACAGAGAAAUGCACAAUCUUCAUGCAAUGUUGGUUUCGGGGGUAUGAUCAAACGGCUCUGGAGAAACUCUGAGAGAGAAGGCAGCUUUGACCCCUUUGUGACCCCAAGCCAUCCCUCAAUCCCUCAAUAAUCCGGUGCUGUGAAAUCUGAAUCAAAGAAAGCCUUCAACAAAAUUCCAAAUUGUGGAGCACAUUUCAAGCUUGUAACCAUGUCACAAUCAAAACUCAAAGCUGGUCCUUGUGUAAAUGGAUAAUGUAUGAUUUUUUUUUGUUUGUAAUUUAAGACUGUUGCAUUCCCUGUAUGUUCAUAAGAAGACUUGAUUAAUUUUGGGGAAGAAAUAAUUCUUUUUACUAACUUGUAGUCUUCUUUAAUGAUAGAUGUGUGGCAGUAUCUUUUUUUGAAAUGUGAACCAACGCAAUAAAAAGUCACACGUGGUCAAGAAGUGUUGUGUCAGUGUUUCUCUGCAAAGUUUGCAUACCCACACAGACACCCACUCACAAAGUGGUAAGAAGUGAAACAGUAGUCGAGGUUUUUACUACCCCAUAAACUUCACUGGAGACGUAAACUGUUCUUUGAUACACAAACAUGGUUGUGUUUAAUUCUCACUAUACUACUUUCUUUUACAGGCACCCUGACAGGAAGUUUAUCACCAUAACUCAUUAUUUAUCUGACUCAGUGAAACUUUUUAUUUUUAGAAGCACGGGGGGUGAAACAGGAACUAAAUGCCCAGGGUCUCAAUAGAGAGACGGGGGCCUUAACUCUAGAAUAAAAACCCAGUUUUUUAAAUCAUUUUCAACAGCCAAGAAAAAUGGUCUGAGUAAAGGAUAUUAUAACGCUAUAACUCAGAGAACCUGGCAAUAAUCUGUCUUGGAUCAAACUGGUAUUAUGUUAUCUUUCACAGGAAUAUCUGAAUUAAAAAACAUUUGCUUCUGCUGCAGAAAAAGCCUGGACAAAACUAAUCUGGCAUGGUGGCACCUUAGUGUGGAGGUCUGGAAACACAUACUGUAGGUCAUGAGUUGUAGUCCCAGCAGUGACCUAGUCAUGUGAAGCUGGAUCCUGACCUGGUUCCCACCACUGGAGUCAGGACCAUGCCAUUGAUUAUUCACAGAGCAAGAACGAGGAGAAAAAACCUGAAAAAGUGACCUCUACAAAGUGGAAGUAUACUGAUGCCUCUGAUGUUCUGGGUUUGAAUCCAAACCCAAAACCUGCCAUGCUUUCCCCAGCUUUUGAAAAACCAUGAUUAAAUGGUAAAAUAAAAACAACUAAAAAGCAAGCACAGCCUGGCAGGGCCUUGGUGUGCUGGAUGAGGCUCAUUUCAGUCAAAUGGUCUUAAAUCUAGUGCAAGGAGAGACUGAAGUUGAGGCAGACAUAGUGCAAAGUCAAAGCAUGGAAAAUACAGGGUUGAAACAGGGGGAAAUAAGUGGUCUUAAGCAGAGUUAGAGGAAAAGAAAGAAGGUAAGGAAGGAAAAGAAGAAAGAAAAAGGUGAAAGAGGGAGAAAAAAAUAAAUUGUCCACCAGGGUUGCUCAAUUAUUACAAAAAUUGAAGUCAUGAUUGUUUUGACUCAUAUUUCUAGCAUGAUUGUUAAAGAAGGAUUACCCAUGAUUUGAUAUUUCAUCACACUUACAGUUUUUAUGCAACUUAACCCUUUUAAAAAGCACAAUAUCAAUAUUUCAAUUUUAACAUGCUGUCUCCUUGGUAGUUGUUGACCCCAAAUUUCCAGGGUGUUACACAACGCUCUUUUAAAACUUUAAGUGAGACAUAUUGAACUAUAACUAUAAACAUAUUGAAUGUGUGUUUAAAAUAGUGAGCUGUCGUGGUGGGGCCCACUGCUACAUACUUUUAUAGGACCCAGGAUUUCUGGUGACACCCCUGUUUAAGAGUCUAGAAAAAAUAGAAGUCUCAUCUUAUAAAGUCUUAUCUUGUAGUUUUCUGAUGUGACUGUCUCAAGAGAGUUUUUAAUACGACCAUAAUGAAUAAACUCCAUUAGAAGUGCAAACAAAACUUUACUGAGAAAUACUCACAGAAGUACACCAGGGUAAUAACACUUAGUAUGCAUGAAUUACUUUGAUUGUAGGACUGUAAUCAAUGCAGCUGUGUGUUUGCAUUAAUAAACAGGAUUCAUUCAGUUUGUAUUGACUGCUUCCUGAAAAAAAAAAAAAAAGAUCAUGUGUUUGUAUCAAAUGACCACCAGAGUGCAGUAUUGUAAAAGUUAUUCAUUUCAUUACCAGUCUCUCCCCCCAGAGUCAGGAAACAAAGAGCUAUGUUUGAGAAAGUUUCAAGUUUAGACCAUGAAAGGAAAGUAAAAAGCUUUUAAAUAUUUAGAUAGAGAGUUUAGUUUAGUUUUAUUUUGGAUCCCCAUUAUCGGACACAGAAUGCCAGCUAAUUUUCCUGGGGUCCAUGAAAAUAGAUUGAUUGGCUCCUGAGCAUUUAUUUGUUUUAAGUAGAUUAGGUGUUUGUCUAAUACUAUGGAGAUAAUUUCAACAUCAGAGAAUUUAAAAAAAAACUAAGAAAAGGUUAUGAAUCAAAGACUCAAUGAAAAACCUUUGUGUUUUGUCAGGUGCUGUGAGAUGGAGGCUGUGGACCUUAUGUGAGCCUUUAACAACUUACAUUUUUUCCCCAGUUGGAAAGGAAACUCACACCUAGCUUUUUUGACCACAUUUCCUUUUCUGUCAUGGCAAC
Molecule: messenger RNA, 9729 nt
Organism: Xyrichtys novacula (pearly razorfish)
Lineage: Eukaryota; Metazoa; Chordata; Actinopteri; Labriformes; Labridae
Source: the annotation of a GenBank genome assembly